Papilio xuthus (Asian swallowtail) is the source of this 1379-nucleotide messenger RNA. RefSeq names its product esterase FE4-like. The transcript has 2 exons. The record is from RefSeq and is a predicted model, not a curated record. Bases 52 to 1353 code for a protein of 433 amino acids. Lineage: Eukaryota; Metazoa; Arthropoda; Insecta; Lepidoptera; Papilionidae.
AGAUUACGUUUCACACAUUGAAGGAGAUUCGGCCGAAUAAGUUGUUUUGAAAUGAAAUUUAUAAUAAUUUUAUUAUUUAUUCAUGGAUCUUUGGCUUCACCAAGAUUAGACCCAUUGGUACAAACUAAAAAGGGUCUGAUAAGAGGCGUGCAGGCAACAGAUGGAGACUAUGCUAUGUUUAUGGGUAUACCAUACGCUAAAGUCAACGAGAGUAACCCAUUCGGGACAUCUCUCCCGUAUCCAGAUUUCCAAGACACAUAUUUAGCAAACGAUGAUACAUCGAUUUGCAUACAAAAUCAACAGAGAACUACAAAUGUAGUCGGUUCUUUAGACUGUCUACGUUUAAACGUAUACGUUCCUAAUUCAGCUACCACAAGGAAUAAGCUUCCUGUCUUACUUUGGAUACAUGGUGGUAGAUUCCAGCAUACCAGUGGUGGAAGACAUCAAUACGGACCUAAAUAUUUAGUUAAAAAAGAUAUUAUUCUAGUAACUAUUAAUUAUCGAGUAGGUAUAUACGGAUUUAUGUGUUUAGAUACACCAGAUGUACCAGGAAAUCAAGGCUUGAAGGAUCAACUUCGUGCUAUACGAUGGAUUAAAGAAAAUAUCGAAUCUUUCGGUGGUGAUUCUAAUAAAAUAACUAUAUUCGGUUCCAGCGCCGGUGGAGUGUCAGUUGAUUAUCAUUUGUUAUCUAAACAAGAGAAAUUAUUCGAUAAAGCCAUAACACAGAGCGGUACAAGCUUAUCUCCUUGGGCAUUUAGUGAUUCUGAUAGGAAUCUACCUGUAAGAGUAGCUUCACAAUUAGGUGUAGAAAUAAACGACAGUGAUGAAGCUGUCGAAUAUUUAUCAAAUUUAGACCCAGAAAUAGUUGUAGCAGCAACUAUUGAGUUGUCAGAAACAUUCAGACCUUGCAUUGAAAAAGAAUUUGAUGGUAUCGAAAGUUUUAUAACAGAGUAUCCGAUCAAUUCACCAAUGCCAAAAGUAAAAGAUACACCAAUUUUAAUCGGUUAUAAUAAUUUAGAGAAAUUAUUUGAAUACGCGAAUAAACCUGCAGAUGAAUACGAUGAGAAAGUUUUCGAAGAUAACUUAGCUUUAGAUUUUAAUGAUGUCGAUAAAGAACUUGUUAAAAUAGUACGUAAUUUCUACAUUGGUGAUAAAGAUGUUAGUAUCGACGUAAAAUAUGAAUUAGCCGAAUUCGAUUCAGACUUUGUGUUCAUACAUCCGAUACAUAGAAGUUUACCCUAUCUGAAGAAUGGGGCUAAAGUUUACCAUUACGUGUUUAAAUAUGCAGGUGGUAGAAACUAUGCUAAGUUAAGAGAGAAAAUAACUGGGCCUGGAGCUAUACAUUCCGAUUAGAAAGGUUAUUUAUUCGACAUGGCUGU